AUGUACUCCUCCAGGAAGGAGGUGAACAGGAAGCGCGCAACCAAAGAGCUUGCGGAGAACUUGAAAGGCGAGGCCAUACAAGAGGGAGAACGGCUGAACAAGAUCACGUAUCUCAACACAACAACGUCCCCGCUUCUACGCCUUCCAGGGGAGAUUCGCGACAUGAUAUCUUCGUUAGCUCUCACCCAGCAUGACUUCUGGGUACUCGAUGGAGUUGUCACCAACGUUAAACAGCCAAUCAACCUGGUCCGAGUCUGCCGUCAAAUCCACGCCGAGACUGCGCUGCUGCCGUACGCUCUCAACAGAUUCAUCGUCACCAAGCCUUUCUUAUCAUACCUCGGCCCUAUUUAUACGAAGAUCGGCUCCCUCGAACUGUACUCAUUUCUCGAGGCUCGAACACCGGCUCAGAUUGGUGUCAUGACUAGGGUGCGGUGGAAGCUUGGGUCUACUGAACAGGAGAGGUCUGCGACGGAAUGGUUGGAAAUCAGGCAUCUGUUCUAG
This is a messenger RNA of Alternaria viburni, 501 nucleotides long. RefSeq lists its product as uncharacterized. Bases 1 to 501 code for a protein of 166 amino acids. NCBI's taxonomy places the organism in Eukaryota, Fungi, Ascomycota, Dothideomycetes, Pleosporales, Pleosporaceae. The record is from RefSeq and is a predicted model, not a curated record. The transcript is spliced from 2 exons.